Messenger RNA from Alternaria postmessia, 2793 nucleotides. RefSeq lists its product as uncharacterized. Gene Ontology annotation, molecular function: DNA-binding transcription factor activity, RNA polymerase II-specific; zinc ion binding; DNA binding. The transcript has 4 exons. Gene Ontology annotation, cellular component: nucleus. Gene Ontology annotation, biological process: DNA-templated transcription; regulation of DNA-templated transcription. Bases 1 to 2793 code for a protein of 930 amino acids. NCBI's taxonomy places the organism in Eukaryota, Fungi, Ascomycota, Dothideomycetes, Pleosporales, Pleosporaceae. The record is from RefSeq and is a predicted model, not a curated record.
AUGACCGGAGAGAAUGCACCGCGGCUAACUGCAGUGCCUGCUUACCCACAACAACCACCGCCAGGGCCCCAACGGCCACCAUCUCCUCCCAGCCAGCACCAGCAGCUUCAAUCUCCCCUAACCCAACUUUCACCAUCGACCGUCAAGGCGUCUCCGCAGCAGACUCCUGGACCUCUUGAUGCCGCCGGCGGCAUUGCUGAACCCUCAGCAAAACGAGGCAUGCGCUCGCAGAUUGCAUGCACCAGAUGUCGCCGAAGCAAGACCAAGUGCGAAAACACCGGUCAAGGUACCACGUGCAAGGCUUGCGCCAACACCAACCGAGACUGCACCUGGGACCACGCAGCUGUCGCAAGCACCACCGGAUCGGCCCCUCCCAAGAAGCGGCGCAAGCUGCUAGCACCCUCAUCAACUACAGCACAGCGCUCAGUAGAAGGGCUGGGUACAUAUGAGGAUGCUCUCCAGUCGCCUUUACUUACGCCCCAAGUCUGGGAGGAGUUGUUCGAUAUCUACGACAAGCACUUCUCUACUGACUUUCCCUUCUUACACAAGAGAACUUUCUUGAGCUCAGUUCAGCAACCGCAAUCAACCGAUAGCCCGUCUGAUGCCAAAACUCCAACCAAGACUCAAUCGCCUCAACUAUAUCCCCCUUUAUUGCUAGCCUUCCUUACUCAGACUGCUCGCUUCCACGAAAAGCUCGUACAACAGACCGGAAAUGACCCUACCAAGACCGCUGAGUUUUAUGCCCAGGCUACGCGUACGCAGAUGGGUACAGAAGCCUUCGGCUUCCCAACUCUCGAGAAGAUCCAAACACUGCUCAUGCUGGGCUACUACGAGUGGACCAACCUGCAAGGUACCGAAGGCUGGAUUAAGAUCGGUCUUGCUAUCAGAUGCGCCAUAGUCCUGGGCUAUCCACACUUAGACGUCGAUGACAAGGGACUGCCUGCACCAUUGAAAGAUAGUGAGAAGGGCCUUUCCGAGAAGGAUCAAUUCAUCCUGCGCGAAACUCAGCGACGGACAUUUUGGAGUUGUUGUCUUAUGGAUUGCUAUCUGAGCUGGGGAGAGGAUCGGCCAAGGAUGCUCACGCCCGACCAACUUCAAAGAACGCAACUUGUUUGUAGCGAUGGCGCGUUCAACUUCGGAAGGAAAGCACGGACAAGACUUUUGGGCGAAGAUGAUGCUGCAUAUGAAGAACGGAGGAAGCGGUGGAAUGAGCAUACUGAGUGCCGUCGCAACGAGCAGAAUGGUGCUGAUCAAGCUGAUCCGCUGAACGGGGGCAAGUGGGAGAUAGGUGAACACGAGGCAGAACUCACCUGGUACAUCAAAGCUGUCGUAAUAUUCGGCGAAGUGUCGCAAUGGUCCUGCAAACGGGGCCGAAGACAAGAAGGCAAAACUCCGCCAUGGCGUUCAACGACAAGUUUCAAGAAGUUGGAGGAUAAACUCAAGCAGCUGAAGCGCGACCUACCUGACCAUCUCCAGCUAACCCAAGACAACACUGAGGACCGUAUAUACAACAAACCUGGAAAGUACGUAUCGAUACACGCCAUGUACACGUUGUGUUUCGUUUGGCUUUACAGAGAGUAUAUGCCUACGUCACCAUGGACGUUAGCGUAUCCUCGCGGCCCAUUAGAUGAGCCACUGAUCGACGAGAAACCUCCAGAUCCGGAGUACUGGAUAAAGCAAGCUAAAGAUUGUUGGAAAGCCUGCUUGGAUUUUACGCAUCUGCUCCACACCAUUGAAACUUCGAGAGUUCAUAGUAAUCUGAUUCAAACUCCUACGGUAGCCUUUUCUUGUUUUGCAGUAGGAAUAGGCACUAUCUACUGCCACUAUUUUCCUCACAUGGAUCCCGACAGCGUUCUGUCAUCCCGUUUGAGUCCUAGAGCCCACGACAUUGCCAAUGGCUUUCUACUCCGUAUUCUGAGGCGCUUCAAGAUGGCUCGCUCGUGGCUUGUUCAACUCGCUGAAUGGCAGCGAUAUUAUCGUCGUGAAAAGAAGAAGUAUAGAGAGCUUACUGGGCAAAUCGACGAUUCUCCGAAGAGCAACUCUAGCGAUGGUAUCGCUAGUGGUGGACUAAAAGACUACGCACAAUUCUUCGAAAAGUCUCACAAGCAGUUCGGCGACAUCUCAAACGACAACAACAGCCAAUGGUCCAACAAAGAUAAAGAUCUUGCAGAUGUUAGAUUGACGCAUGAUGAGGACUCUGCAGAACGUAUCUUGCCUGCCAGUACAGCUCCAGUCAAGCAUGAAAAGCAAGGAAUGCCUGAUGAGAGAUCUAGCCAGCUUCCUGUAUUACAAAAUUCCUUCACCGCCGUCAAUCGAAAUGGGGUCCAGACAUCUCCACCUACUCAUGCACCUACAUAUACGCAUCAGACGAAUACGCCGUCUUAUGACUCAAACACUGCUUUACGUUCCGGAGCACACACUUCACCACCAAACUACCCAUCAUAUCAGUACGGUAACCCACCUCAGCACACCAUACCUACAGCACGAGCCAGCUUCGAGACCGGCCCCAAUCAAGAUCACUUGUCAGGCACUGCAUCCGUUCCCAUACAUGCUGUUUACUCGGAUUGGCAGACAGCAAGACCACAUGAAUUGCAUGCGGCUAGGAUGGCAAUGGAGAUUGACGGGGCCCAAACUUUCACAAACAGCUGGGCUGGACCAGCCAUGAUCAGCGAUAAUGACCAGGCUUAUGACUGGUCGACGACUAUGGACUUUUCCAAUUUCCAGACUGUUGGCGGUAACGCGAACUAUUAUCCAAAUGGUGCGCCGAAUUUCUCGUCGUAUCCGCCGCAGUAA